AUGUUGACUAAAACAGUUCUUUCAAGUUUGCCAAUUUUUCUACCCUCUUUACAAGAACAAGAAAAAAUUCUCCAAGAGUUCCAAAUCGUUUAUAAUACUUUCUUUAAAUCCGAAGUAAUUUAUAAUGAUUUUUUAUUAAAUCUAAUGAAAAAAUAUUUAGAGAUAGGCGAUUUACUUUUUCAAAAAUAUAAAGACAGCCAAAUUAAAAUUAAAGACCGUUUUAAGUUAGUGAGGGGCAAAACUCCUCCUACAACAAAUAAAGAGUAUUAUCAAAACGGAACUAUAAAAUGGAUAAAUAGUGGGGUUUUAACUAAUUUAUAUUUUUUAACUAAUGAAACUCCGGUCAGCAAACAAAUUACUGAAAAAGCGGCAAAAGAAUGUCAAAUUCCUUUGGUUAUUCCAAACAUAAUGGGAACCGGGAUUUAUAAUUUCAUUGGUAAUAGUCCGGUUGAAAAUGCUGUGCUUUUUUUUGCUCUGCGAAAUGCUAGAAAGGAGAUAAUUAAAAAAAUCUGCUUAAAAGGAGCUACCCAGUUUACCAGCAUUAGAGGUUCAGAAUUAAUUAAUUUUCCUCUUCG
Molecule: messenger RNA, 575 nt
Organism: Funneliformis geosporum
Lineage: Eukaryota; Fungi; Glomeromycota; Glomeromycetes; Glomerales; Glomeraceae
Source: the annotation of a GenBank genome assembly